Cryptosporidium ubiquitum is the source of this 1353-nucleotide messenger RNA. RefSeq lists its product as uncharacterized. The record is from RefSeq and is a predicted model, not a curated record. The transcript has a single exon. NCBI's taxonomy places the organism in Eukaryota, Apicomplexa, Conoidasida, Eucoccidiorida, Cryptosporidiidae. Bases 1 to 1353 code for a protein of 450 amino acids.
AUGAAAGAAAUAUUAAAGUUAAAAAUUCUCUAUUUGUUUUUGGUGUUUGUAUUCUUUAUAAAAACUACUGGAAAUGAGUUUUCUGGUUUUCCUACUUUUGAAAGCUCAGAAAACUCUGUUGAAUCUUCAGGUAACUUAGAAAUGCUAAAUUUUGGUCAGCAGCAGUCAUUAGAGGAUACAACUUUUGACACCCAAAGCCAAGUCCUCCCUGAGACUUUUGAAGAUCCUCUAGAACCAUCGACUAUCGGAAGUGUAAUUACCGAGAACAAUCAUUUAACUGGAAAAGAAACCAAAUUUGGACCUUUACAAUAUAAAAAUUACAGGUAUGAAGAAACCUCAUCUUCAGACCCCUCUUGGUCACCUAAAAAGGGAAAAAGAUCUCAAGACCUAUUUUCUAUCCAAAAAAUUUUGUCAAAGUAUUCUCCAGAAGAAAUUUCUUUGUUGAAUCAGUACUUUAUCUCAUUCUCGCUACUUUUAAGAAAGGGAUUAAAAAAGUUCAUCUUUAAAAAGUACAGUCCUUCACAUAUCAGAUCUACCUUUGCCAAGAGGUACGUUGAAAGGUUUGGAGGAAGCAAAACCAAGGCUCUACUUAAACUUAGAGAGUUUGAAAAGAUGUUGAGUCUCAAACACUCUGCUGCAAGGAGACUGUUUAACAGUCAAUUCCAACUUUUAGUAUCAACCUUGAAUUCUGCUGAAUCUUUAAUCCAUCUUUCAGAAAAGUGGAGGCACCAACCAACUUAUGUUAGUGAGCCAAUUUUGGUGGUAAACAGAGCCUCUUAUAAAAAACUAAUGAGUCUACGUAAAAAAUCAAAAAAAGUAAACAUAGUUCUUGUUUCAGCCUCUCCUGAACUUAUUCCUAAAAAAUACCGAAAAUCAGAUCUAAAUGAGUCAUAUCAUGAACUUCCAAAACUUAGCAAAACUAUUCAUUCCUUCCAAGAUUCUAUUUCCUCUCAAAAAGCUGGUUCUCCUUCAGAUCUUGGAAAGACUCACUGUAAAUGGAACUCUUCUAAAAAGAAGAGAACUAAAUCCAUAAAAAAAAGACUUUUGUGUUUUUUUAAGUCCAAAAAACAAUCAUUCCUCCAUAUUCAUUAUUACGAUAUCUCAAACACUACAAAAUUUAAGUAUCUAAUGCAAAUUCUAGUUAGACAUAAGCCAAAUCCCUAUACUCAGAAUGCUCAUCCUCUUAUUAUUAUCCCAGCAUUAAUUGGGAUACCUCAAAUAGACAAAUAUGGGUCUAUUCUGGGCCUUAAUUCCAUCACAGAAGUCACAAAAAAAAAGAAAAGGCCUGCAAAAUCAUCUGUUAGUAGAAAAAAGAAAAGGAGUAAGAAAAAAAAAUCUAUGCUCGGGAAAUAG